Molecule: messenger RNA, 907 nt
Organism: Neurospora tetraspora
Lineage: Eukaryota; Fungi; Ascomycota; Sordariomycetes; Sordariales; Sordariaceae
Exons: 3
Coding region: 121-564 (147 amino acids)
Source: RefSeq, a predicted model, not a curated record
UUGUGCAUCGAUGUCGAUAUUUUUUCACGCCUCCAGGAGUCACUCGGAUAUAUAUCCCCUGUACACUGACCUAGUCUACCUACCAUCUGGCCCAUCAACAAGAUCCUAUGUAGCAACAAAAUGAAGUGGCCAACAACCCUCUCAACACUCCUCACCAUACUUCUAACCUACUGGCCUCCUCCCACCGCUCGCGCCAUGCCCACGUAUUCCCACUCCGACAAGACCGACGAUACCCUGCAAGCGAGAACUCUCGGCGGCAUCCUCAUCUGCAACGGCCCCAACGCCUCGCAAGCAUGUGCCUAUAACGUCUACGAAAUGGAGACUUGUUACAACCUGCCGGAACAGUUCUUUCGGAAUGCGAGCACGUUUGCGCUGGAUGAGGGGGGUUGGUAUUGUUAUCCUUAUAUCAUGUCUUGCGGAGAAAUCUGCACCUCACCCGAAGGCUGUACUCUCGGCGGCGUGUCGUCCCAGUACGAGCACAAGUUCAACCUCAGCGCGGUGGGAUGGGACCAUUAUAUCUCUUCGUUUGAGUGUCACUUGGGCGUUGCUCCGUCUGUACCGUAGUUGUCCACCCCAUGCAUGGGUAGAGCCCGGACUUGGGUGAUGAGGUUCCAUAACUGGCACGAAGGAAAUGGGAAGAAAUUGAUGAUUGACAAUUGUUGAACAUCCCUUUGGCGAGUCGAGCAGUGGUGUGGUGGAAGAUGUGUGGUAUUCUCGCCAAAGGAAACAAGAUACCACCCAACAGGUAUUUGUGAAUCGUGAUUUCGAGACGUACAUUUGUUUCCGCCAUCUUCUCGGCCUAUCAACCACCGCUCCCAUGGAGAGCUGUUCUUUGCUGUUUCACAUAUCGAAUACACACCGGACAUAGCAAAUGUUCGAAAACCGAAAGAGGCAGGACUGUUGUGAA